GCACCUGCGCAGCCAUCUUGUACUUCGAGCGAGAGGAUAGGACAGAAAGAAAGAAUAGCUGGGAAAAUAACGUACUGAUAUUGGAAUAUCCAGGAAUGACCGUCAAAUAAAACCGACAGAACGACACUUUUAGGACUUUAAAUAAGUGAGCUUGCCACCGACAGGUCAAAAAGAAUCUUAACAAGUGCCUCGGAGAAUUCAGACUCACAAGUCAUUCUUUUGCCUCAAAGCGGAGCUCGAGAGGAGGAAGGAACAGUGUCAAAUCGACAGAAAACAGCCCGGCCCUCAGUUACACCAUGAAUCCCGAAUAUGACUACCUGUUCAAACUCCUCCUUAUUGGCGACUCUGGUGUUGGGAAAUCUUGCCUUUUGUUGCGAUUUGCUGAUGACACUUACACAGAGAGCUAUAUCAGCACCAUUGGAGUCGACUUUAAAAUCCGCACCAUAGAGCUGGAUGGCAAGACCAUCAAGCUACAGAUUUGGGAUACUGCAGGCCAGGAGCGAUUCCGCACCAUCACCUCCAGCUACUACCGCGGAGCCCACGGCAUCAUUGUCGUCUAUGAUGUCACAGAUCAGGAAUCCUACAACAAUGUGAAGCAGUGGCUCCAGGAAAUCGACCGCUAUGCCAGUGAAAACGUCAACAAACUGCUGGUUGGGAACAAGUGUGACCUCACCACUAAGAAAGUAGUGGACUACACCACUGCAAAGGAGUUUGCUGAUUCCCUGGCCAUCCCCUUCCUGGAGACCAGCGCCAAGAACGCCACCAAUGUGGAGCAGGCCUUCAUGACCAUGGCAGCUGAGAUCAAGAAGCGCAUGGGCCCCGGCGCCACGGCCGGCGGCGACAAGCCCAACCUGAAAAUCGACAGCACGCCGGUGCGACAGUCUGGCGGCGGCUGCUGCUAAGUACGCUCACACGCACGGAACAGACGGACGGACGGACGGGACGGACCUUCUCCCGGAUCCCCCCACCCCACAUCCACAUCCACCCCCCCUCUCACUCACACACACACACACACACACACACACACACUCACACUCACACACACUAACACACUCACACUCACUCACACACACACACACACUCACACACUCACACUCACACACUCACACUCACACACACACUCAACAUCUCGACAUCCAGCCAAAAUGCCACCAUCCAACAUGGUUCCCCUCCUCCUCUCACUCUCCCACUCCAAACAGUUGAGCCCAGGCCCAGCACUCCUCAGCACCAUCUCACCUCACUCACACACAACCUGACUCAGAGUAACACCGUUCCAGGGACAGCUCUCUAGAGCCUACCAAGAGGCACCACCCAGGUGCUGUGCUCCGAGAGAGAGAGAGGAGGUAGGAGACGAGAGCAGUAUAAUGAUGAUGGGUCAUGUGAGUGCGGAGCAAAGAAGGGAUAGACUGAGAGGAAGGGAGAGAAGGAGAGUAGAAAGAGAGGGAGAAAAGGAGAAAGCAGACAGAGAGGAGGGGAGCGGUGUUUAGCGAUGACUUUCACGUGGGAGGUGUGAAGGAGAGGGUCAGGAGCAGUUAGGAGAGAUAGCUAUUGAUCUGGAGAGAGAGAGAGAGAGAGAGAGAGAGAAGGGACACACAGGGGAGAUUAGGGCCUGCAUGCAGUGUUCAUAUCUCUCUCUUAUCUCCAACUAACACAUACACACACAAAUGCACAUA
Molecule: messenger RNA, 1673 nt
Organism: Alosa sapidissima (American shad)
Lineage: Eukaryota; Metazoa; Chordata; Actinopteri; Clupeiformes; Clupeidae
Gene: rab1ba
Product: zRAB1B, member RAS oncogene family a
Exons: 6
Coding region: 297-902 (201 amino acids)
Molecular function (GO): GTP binding; GTPase activity
Source: RefSeq, a predicted model, not a curated record